Molecule: messenger RNA, 1505 nt
Organism: Lytechinus variegatus (green sea urchin)
Lineage: Eukaryota; Metazoa; Echinodermata; Echinoidea; Temnopleuroida; Toxopneustidae
Gene: gpn3
Product: GPN-loop GTPase 3-like
Exons: 9
Coding region: 105-947 (280 amino acids)
Molecular function (GO): GTPase activity
Source: RefSeq, a predicted model, not a curated record
CUACGUACGUCGUUACAUGAGCAGCACCGAGAAAAAGUGGAUACGGUACUGGGAAACAUCUGAAAUUUUGUUGGCGAAGCUAAGUUUUCUUUAACAUUAACAAGAUGCCGCGCUAUGCUCAGAUUGUGAUGGGACCAGCCGGUAGUGGAAAAUCAACAUACUGCAGUAAUCUCCAGAAACACUGUGAGACGAUAGGGAGACAAGUUCAUGUGGUCAACUUAGAUCCUGCAGCAGAAUAUUUUGAUUAUCAGACUGUAGCAGAUAUUCGUGAGCUAAUUGAAGUUGGUGAUGUUAUGGAGGAUGAGUCUCUGCAAUUGGGACCUAAUGGAGGACUGAUCUAUUGUAUGGAGUACUUUGCCCAAAAUUUUGACUGGUUGCAUGAAGAAUUAGGAGACAUUGAUGGAGAUUACAUCAUAUUUGACUGCCCAGGUCAAAUAGAGCUAUACACUCACAUUCCUGUCAUGAAACAGCUGGUUGAAGUACUCAGGAGCUGGGAUUUCAGAAUCUGUGGAGUCUUCCUCAUAGAUGCACAGUUCAUGGUUGAAACGGCCAAGUUCUUCUCAGGAAUGCUGUCAGCAUUGUCUACCAUGGUGAACCUUGAGAUUCCUCAUAUCAAUAUCAUGAGCAAAAUGGACCUUCUUAAUGCAGCCACCAAGAAGACAGUAGAAAGAUUUCUUGAUCCUGAUCCAAAGGAGUUAGCUGCUGAAGGUGAACAUAUGUCCAAGAAAUUUCAGAAGCUCAACCAAGCAAUAGCUACAUUGAUUGAUGACUACAGUCUGGUGAGGUUCCUUCCCCUGGAUCCCUCAGAGGAGGACUCCAUGAGUGACCUCCUCUUCAGCAUCGACACAAACCUCCAGUUUGAUGAAGACCAGGACGUCAAGAUUCCCAAAGAUCUCGAUGAAGAUGAUGACGGGGGUGAGGGUGCAGGAGGGGGGUUCAAUUUUUGAUCCAAGAUUGGAGUGAGAUGUGGAGUGUCAAGGAUCUUGGAUGUCUAAAAUCUGGAGGAAGGUGAUCGCAAGAUGCUGGAGCAAUGUUUUCUGCAUGGAAACCAACCUCUAGAACAAGAGCCAGGAAGAGAGGUUGUUGCUAUAAUCUUCAGGAAGGUUAUAGCAGAAUAAAGGAGCAAUGUCUUCAGCAUGAUCAUGCCAGAUUUACCAGGGCCAAGAUGUGAGGAUGUGGAAGCAAUGUGUUCAGAAUGAGCAUCGAUUUCUAGACCCAGGGUCAGGUUAGGAUUCCGCAAAUCUUGAGGAUGAUGAUGAGGGUACUGAAGCAUGAGGGGUAUCACUUAUAACCCCAUUUUCAAUCUCUGUUAUUGCCUCCAAGUUCAUCAAGGACUAUGAUUCAAAUACAAUUAUUCCCAUAACGGCUGGAGGAUGAUGGCAGUAGGACAGCAAAGCCCAAGAGGUCCCUAUUUCCAAUAAUUCACCCAGCCCGAAGGGCAAGAUGAGCUUAUGCCGUGGCGUCCGUCAUCUGUCGUCCGUCCACAAUUUCAAAAUGCUAUGUUU